Messenger RNA from Vicia faba (fava bean), 1071 nucleotides. The record is from the annotation of a GenBank genome assembly. Lineage: Eukaryota; Viridiplantae; Streptophyta; Magnoliopsida; Fabales; Fabaceae.
AUGGUUCACGGUGGUUUAAACAAGCGGCGCGUGAGGGUCAACCCUCCAAGCCGUCGAUCCACCACCAAGAAAUUCAAACCUCCGGUGUCUCUCAAAAACCAGAUUCGAUCUGCAGAACGCAUGCUCCGAAAGAAUUUGCCAUUGGAAGUUAAAGCAGCACAGGAGCAGAAGCUGGAAUCACUGAAGAAACAGCAGGAGGUUCACAACCGCCUAGCUUUGGAACGGAAGAUAUUCUUGCGCGACAAGAAGAUUAAGUUCUUUGAGAGGAGAAAAAUUGAACGGAGAAUUAGACGGUUGGAGAAGCUUCAGCGUGCUUCGGCGUCUUCUUCCCCUGACCAGCUUGCUUCUCUUAAACAUGAUCUUCAAUAUGUUAUGUACUUUCCCAAGAAUGAGAAAUAUGUUCCUUUAUUUUGUGGAAGUGACGAUCAAGAGAUAGUUGACAAGCGAAAUGGGCUGCGCAAACAGAUUGAAGAAAGGUUAUCUGCUGCUGCUGCAAGUGGCAAGGAUUUAGAAGAGACUGGCAGCGAAGAUGACGGGCUUUUAGAUCUCAGUGAUGAUGAUUUUUUCGUUGCUGGAAGUUCUAGUGAUGAAGCUGAUGCCGAUGAUGAAUUGACAGACAAAAGCACCAGAGAGCAGGCUUCUAGUGCUUCUGGAAAAGCUUUGUCCGGCGGCAUGUCCAGCGAUGAAAAAAAUCAGAGGCAUAUUUCUGCUAGAACUUUGAUGCCUCCUCCUCGCCCUUCAAACAAGAUGUCAAGAUUUGGAUCAUCUUCUGGCCAAAAUUCAUCUAAACAGAGAUCUGAGUUUUCUACAUUCAACAACACAUCAAACAACAAAAGCAGCUCAGACUUCAGAGUAAGGGAAAGGUUUGGAUCAUCUUCAGGCCAAACUUCAUCUAAACAGAGAUUUGAUAUUUCCACACCCAGCAACACAUCAAAUAGAAAUAGCAGCUCAGACUUCAGAGUAAGGGAACCUUCAAGAUCAGGGACAAGUCAUGGCAGUAGUAUAAGCUCCAACUCUGAUGCUCACAAGCCUCGAAGAAAGAGAAGACCCAAGAAGAAGAAGCAGGCAUGA